GCUCAAAGCUGCUGCUGCUGCCUCGUCUCCAGACACUUCCUGCACCCACCGAGCCGCGGCUACACAGCCUGAGACCGGAGACAACAUGAGGAACAGAGACCUUCGUGAGGGAACGUGAGGAUUGACUAAAGGACGCUAAGAUGACAUAAACGAAGGACCCACCUAGAACUGUCUCCUUGUUUGUGUUUUGUUUUGUUUUCGUGUUCUUUUUUUUUGUUUUUGUUUUUUGUCUUUAUUGUUGCCUCACCUGUCUUACUUUGUGCUGACCCUCCUCUUGUGGAGCGUGUCAGUUUUUGGGACAUGAAACUUUAAUGUAUCACACUACUGUCUAGGGACUGACCUUGUCACGUGUCUUGUCUGCGUUGCAUUUAUCAAUGAGAUUCAAGAUAGCAAUAGAGGUAUCAAAGGUCUUGAUGUACCUGCACUUAUCAUAUCUUUGUGGCAUUAAUUAUAAAGCAGGCAGCACUUACCAUGCAAGAUACUUUACAGACAUUUUUAGUUGUGCAUUAAUUUAAUUUAAUUGUUAUAGCCUCCUUGUCUAAACAAGGUGUGUUUGCUUUUUUUUUUUGUCUUAUGCCUACUUAAUGGAUAUAUUUUUAAUGCAACUAAGAGUUUCAGUUUUGUCCAUUUGUGUAAUUAUUUAAAGUUUUAUUCUUAAUGUAAGCAGCUGCUAGGUUGCCUUAUGUUGCUAUCACAGUAGGCGGCAUUAAGUUGAAAUGUAAACUUAUUUUUGUACUUAUGCAAUCUUUGUGAAGAACACUUUUGUUGAGUUGACUGAUUUUACAUUUUUAAGACUCGUGGUCUCUGAAUAUGUUGAAGUAUUGCGUGUCCACCUUUCAAACUGGCAGCAAACUGUAGAAGCUGACGUCCUCAGAUCAAACUGUGAUGGGAGCUUUCUAACUGUGACGCAAAGACUGGUGUUUAGCAGUUCUCAUCUGUACUGGAUAAAUACUCUAAACAGAAGAAGCUAAACUGCAGGAAGUUUUCGUUUCUUUUCAAGUGAAGACAUAUCUGGAACGGAUAGACGGGGGACAGAAGACGUUGUCUCUUGAAUUAAAGCACUGAAGAGUAAGAAACCAUUUUGAAGAGAUUUCAGGGAUAAAGUUCUCAAGACAGACAUUCAGACACAUUUCCUCUGGUGAACCUUAAAGAUCUGUCCACUCAAUCCCCAAACUGUAGAAGACUAUAACCUGAAGCUCAUCAGACUGAUAAACUUUGUCCAUCUGAGCAUCGAGGAUGCGAUCUCCAGACCCUUCCUCACCUUCUCCAGCGGAAGCCCUCCUUCACGGGCAGUUUGCCAGCUGGGGAUCAGGCAGCAACAGCAACAAUAACAGCUGCCCCAACAGCCCUGGUGGUCCAGGAGGGCUCUCCCCCGCUGCCUCCCCGACUCCGGCCCCGGCGUCCAACUAUGCCCUGACGCUGACGCACACCCACAUACAUAUUCAGCGCCUGUCACCGCGGCCUGGAAAGGAAGCCCGUCUCCUGCUGCCUUUGUCGGAGCUGGUGGGGUGCAGCUGCCCUCGCUCCCCGGCGCCCCCCCUGCUGGUGCUGUACUGGUACCCUCCGGGGAAGCGGCGGAAAGGGGUGUCCCGGCGCCGGCAGGUGAGGGCCUACCUGGCGGAGAGCAGGCCCGAAGCGGAGAGGUGGUCGGCCGCCGUGCAGUGUCUACUCAGAGAUGUGACCGUGACUGCUGACACCGAGUUUUCAAGAAGUUUGCUACCUCGUCCCAGACGACUACUGUUAUUGGUCAAUCCCUUCAGUGGAAGGGGCCAGGCAAUGCAGUGGUGUCAGACCCACAUCCUGCCAAUGAUCAGAGAGGCCAACAUCAGCUACAACCUUAUACAGACAGAACGACAGAACCAUGCCAGAGAGCUCAUCAGAGAGAUACCUCUGCAGGAGUGGGAUGGCAUCAUCAUUGUUUCUGGGGACGGCCUGCUGCAUGAGGUCAUUAAUGGGUUGAUGGAGCGCCCAGACUGGGAACAAGCAAUAAAAACACCCGUCGGCAUUCUGCCUUGUGGCUCUGGCAAUGCACUGGCUGGCUCCAUCAACCAUAACGCAGGGUAUGACAUGUGCCUUCGAGAGCCCCUCCUUUUGAACUGCUGCUUUUUGCUCUGCCGAGGCGGCGUCCGACCCAUGGACCUGGUCUCUGUGACAACAAGUCCCGCUCCCUCCAACAACAGCCGCGCCGCAGCGCCCAGGAGACUGUUUUCCUUCCUCUCUGUUGCCUGGGGCUUUGUGUCCGAUGUGGACAUUGAGAGUGAGAGGUAUCGUGGCCUGGGCUCAGCUCGCUUCACCCUCGGCACCUUGGUGCGCAUAGCUUCUCUGCGAUCCUACAAGGGUCGCCUGUCCUUCCUGCCGCCCUCUGUUGUCAGCGCGUCGCCGGACGUGACGCCUCCUCCGCCGAGGAGACCCCUCUCCCGCAGCAUCACGGAAGGCCUGGAGGGCUUCUGUCGAACGCCCAUCCAUCGCACCUGCUCUGACAUGGGCAUCAGUGAACAGAGGAGUCUGCGCAGGGGCGAGGGAGAGAGGGAAAAGGAGGAGAGGCAAAGAGAAAGGGAGAGGAGAAGGGAGAGGGCCAGAGGAGGAGGAACUGGUGUCGUGAGGGCGAGCAGUCUGGCGGAGGACAAGGAGAGGGAGGGGGAGAUGGAGAUGGAGGCAGAGGAGGAGAAGUCGGGGACGUGCUCGGAGAGGUCCGGGACGAGCUCCGAAUCCAACGAAAGGGACGACUGCAAUAUGAGAAGGGAAGAAAGGUUGACGAGGAUCAAGGAUGAAAGGGAAGAUGAGGGAACAGCAGAGCAAGACUCUGGGAACAUGGAGAUGGAGGAGGAGGAGGAGGAGGUGACGGGGAAGGAUGGGGAAGACAGCGGCGGUUCCGUAGAGGGGGAGGGAGUGGUGCAUGCAAGAGAGCUGGGAGAGAGCUACGGCGUGGACAUGGGUCGAGAGGCAGACGAGGAGCCGAGGUGUUGUAACGCGUACGAGGACGGUCUUCAGGAAACCAGACAGGUGCUCAGGAAGAACUCAGCCCCGUCGAGCCAGAUAGCCGACGCUCUCUUCAGCCAGCCGCUCAGUCGGGAGGCUGACACAAACUCUCAAACUUCAUACAGGGUCGAGGACAUGGAUCUCAACGGAACCUACUACCAGAAAGACGCUUAUCCACAGGAUGUCCCCCGCGAACGCUCGCUCACCAUCUCGUCUCCUUUCCGUCACUCUCCCUUCUCCUACAAGCCCAAAACCCUGGACCAAAACCAGAACGCCUCCCGGCCGAGGCCCCUCUCACUCCUCCAGCACUCCCACUCCAACUCCCUCCCCCCUAAACUCCCCUCCCUCUCUUUGUCUCUGUCUCCAACACCUCCAUCUUCCCCCUCGUGCGCCUCCCCACACUCAUCGUCCUACCUCGUCCCCCGUCCCAACACCCCAAAUUCGAGCUCGCCCUCGCCCUCUUUACGCACACCGUCCUCAUCUUUUAACUUCGAUAUCGCCGAACCAGCAGGGCCAUUCAAGAACUGUCCAUUUGUCUCACUGCCUUUAAAUCUACCGAGGGACGACUUGUUACCCCCCCUCGACCAACCCCUCCCGACCCAAGAUUGGGUCACUAUCGAAGGGGACUUUGUCCUGGUCCUGGCCCUUUAUCAGUCCCACCUCGGGGCCGACCUCCACGCCGCACCCCAGGCCAAGUUCGACGACGGGCUGAUCCACCUGACGUUCGUGCGGGCAGGGAUCUCCAGAGCCACUCUGCUGAGGCUGUUCUUUGCCAUGGAAAGAGGAACCCACCACUCGGUCAGCUCGCCGUACGUGAGCCACGUCACCUGCAGGGCCUUCAGGCUGCAGCCUCUGUCUACGCGAGGAACGCUCACCGUGGACGGAGAGCUUGUUCCAUACGGACCGCUCCAAGCACAGGUUCAUCAGUCCAUGGCGCGUCUCAUUGUUGGAGACUCGGGUGUGAAGGUUACCAGAUUCUGAUAAGAGACUGGUUGAGGUGAUUGACAUAUCAGCAGCACUCUACUUUAUUACAUAAUCUCCGCUGUCAUCUCUGCUGGGGGGGGGGGGGGGUAUCAUAGAGACUUAAAAUAGCCUGGCCUGGAUUGCAGAAACUGCUUUUCUGGGGAUUAUUGAAAGGGAUAACCCACCGAGCCACACAACAUUGGAGCAUGACUGCAGGGAUUAAUAGCGAAUUUGAAAAUGGAUGAAAAAUGCGUCUCAUUGCACAGCUGUUGUAUUACGCUCAGCGUACCUUUGCGAAGCAUGAAAACUGCACAGCCUGGGAUAAUAAGAGGGAAGAACAAAAGAAUGUUUAUGUUUUUGUUUUUUUGUGCGGAGAGUGCAUGUGUUGGAUGUAUACGUAGUAGUAUGCAUGCGGAAAAGCACUACCUGAGUUUUGCCUUACAUUGAGAUGGAGAUUAAUCAGAUUCGAUUCAGAGAACGUUGUCUUUAAACAUGAAAAGUCAUAAAAAAUACGUUGAGAUUCACUUGGGUCGGCACCCGUGACAAUUGCCCCUGAUCCUUUAUCUUCAACCUCACCUCCACUUCUGAUGUCUGAAUCCAAAACCUUGGCCCUUUAGAGGAAUGCCUUAUCUGGCACUGUACAGUGCAGUUGUACCUUUGCCCCUUUUGUCUUAUGUAAGGAACCUGAAUCUUCUUUGUCCACCUACGUAGAGUCAGUCAACUACUUCAAAACAAUCUUUUCAGCAUGCUACUCAACCACUGUUAAGCAUCAGUAGACGAGAUGUGGCGACGAGUACACUUUAGCUCACACUAGUGAAUCAGUGUAAAGCAGCGAGAUCAAGCUUUUCGUGGUCAUCACUCGAGAAGGAACGAUGGCACCGUUGAACGGUGGACCAUUAUUACUUUGCAUAAUCUGCUUGUUUCUCUCGUGGAUGCACGAUGAUGAUGAUGAUGUCAGUGAUAUCAGUCUUUGCAACACAUUGAACAUAAAAAUGUCUGAACAAAGCAAGCUUUUUUUGUCAGUGCUUUUAGCCUGUUUGUUUUUUUAAAAAAAAAUCUCAGAAUCACAGCUUUAGCCCUCAACACUAUUUUAGACCUAGCCUACAUCAGUAUCUCUGAGUUAAGCGUAACUAGAAGACAUUACCUGCCUCAGUUAGGUCGUCAGUAGUGCAUUUAUUUUGCACAAAAACUGGAGUUGAAGCACCACAGGAAAUCACACUAGAAUGCGUAGUAGUACCUGGACACAACUAACACAGUCAGAUGCAGUGUUUUAUUUCAGAAAAUGGAUGCGUUAGUGUAGGUAGCCUAGGUCAGAUACUAAUAAAUGAAGCACAUUACAUUAAUCAAAUGGUGUUGCAAUUUUAAACACUGACAGUUGACUUUAGAAACUUCAAAAUCCUGCAGUAGACAUAAAGUAGUCCACUACACUGAAAAUUCAGCAGUGCUGUGUUGUCAGAUAAGAUAUUUGAUCAUGAGAUAAAUCUGCUUGACGAAAAGCAUUUUGCACUGUGAUAAAUUUGCCUGACAGACCUGUAUUUAACAAAAAAACAAAAAAAUAAAAUGUCUUGAGAACAAUUGAUGAAAACUGAGAACAAACAGCAGAUUUGGAUCCCUACAAGAAAUUGUUGUGCUGUAGGAAUUGAUUUUGUUCUGAUAAAACCUGCUGAUAUAUUUGGUCUGGACAAAGUAUAAAUCGAUAGCAUGUGCAAUGUAUCAAUCAGUAGUGAGAUCAUGUGCCAACUGCUUUGGUCAUCAGAAACAUACUGUACGUCCUGGUCUUGCCUGGACAAAUCAAUGCCUUUGUAUUAUAAGCCUGUAAAUUCUGGCUGUUGAUCAUGAACUGUUUAAACCUGACUGCAGAAAAUGGAGUAAAAUGUUUUGCUUACCACAAUGAUAGUUGUGCUAUUAUUUUAUUCCUUUAAGCGCACAAUGCAGCUAGACUACCACAGUUUCCCUGUGCUUACACGGAUACAGAAUGUGAUUGCAACAUUUUACGUCUGGGCUUGGAAAAUUACCAAAUAGAAGAAUCUAGAAACACAAAAUGUUUACUCUCGAUGUUCAAGAGGACUAGUUAUGACAGUUUACCUUCCUAAAAUUUUUGUCGUCUAUGGCCAUAGCUGGGACCAUGGUGUUAUAGAUGAAAUUGUAAUUAUUACUAAAAAAAAAUGAAAGCGUAUACAAUGUACAGUUAAUAGUUAUAUAUGAUGAUUUGAAUAAACAUAACUUCAUAAGUUUGUCUGGAGCAAA
This is a messenger RNA of Mugil cephalus (flathead mullet), 6189 nucleotides long. RefSeq names its product sphingosine kinase 2 (gene sphk2). Gene Ontology annotation, cellular component: membrane; intracellular membrane-bounded organelle; cytoplasm. The coding region runs from base 1237 to 3960 and encodes 907 amino acids. Lineage: Eukaryota; Metazoa; Chordata; Actinopteri; Mugiliformes; Mugilidae. Gene Ontology annotation, biological process: sphingosine biosynthetic process; positive regulation of apoptotic process; sphinganine-1-phosphate biosynthetic process. The record is from RefSeq and is a predicted model, not a curated record. The transcript has 8 exons.